AUGGCUUCAUUCCGUGGUUCAUCAGAGCCCAUUGCCGUGAUCGGCAUCGGCUGUCGUUUCCCAGGAGCAUCGUCUUUUCCAGAAUUAGCCGAUGCAUUGCAUGAACCCGCAGAUUUGUCGCAGACCAUUCCUUCGGAUCGAUUCAGUAUCGAUGGUUUUCACCAUGAGGACGGAAAAUACCAUGGCAAUACCAAUGUCCGAAAAUCUUACUUUCUACGGGAUGGCAUCCGCAAGUUUGACAACAACUUCUUCAACAUUACUGCGGUAGAGGCGUCUGCUAUGGACCCUCAGCAGCGACUCUUGCUUGAAACAGUUUACGAGGCCUUUGAGAAUGCCGACGUCUCCACGCCACAACUCAAGGGCUCAGACACAGCUGUUUACGUGGGCUUGAUGUGUGGAGACUAUGAGAAUAUCCUAUUGCGUGACAUUGAUAGUGCUCCAAGAUACCAGGCUACUGGUGUUGGUCGCAGUAUCAUGGCCAAUCGAAUCUCAUACAUAUGGGAUCUACAUGGUCCAUCAAUGACGAUCGACACAGCUUGUUCUUCUAGCCUAGUUGCUUUGCAUCAAGGUGUGCAGGCACUACGUCUGGGCGAGACCCAGUUGGCUGUUGUUGCUGGGUCCAAUCUGCUGCUGGGACCUGAAUGGUACGUCACGGAAAGCAAUCUGAACAUGCUCUCACCGACCGGUACGAGUCGCAUGUGGGAUGCGGACGCCAAUGGGUAUGCCCGAGGAGAGGGGGUGGCUGCUGUAGUAUUGAAGCGUCUAAGUGAUGCCGUUACCGAUGGCGACUUCAUUGAGUGUGUCGUAAGGGAGACGGGUGUCUGCCAGGACGGACGGACUAAUGGCAUCACCACUCCGAGUUCGGAGUCUCAAGCAUCUCUUAUCCGCCACGUUUAUGCCAAGGCCGGUCUUGAUGUGGUUAAGGACGGCUGCCAAUAUUUUGAGGCACACGGCACCGGCACUCCCGCAGGCGAUCCUGUAGAAGCAGAAGCCAUCCACUCUGUCUUUACCGACUCCUCUCGAGAUGGCGUUCGCACCGACCCGCUCUACGUCGGAUCAGUCAAGACGGUCAUCGGCCACACUGAAGGUACAGCCGGAUUGGCAGGGCUUCUGAAAACAACAGCCGCCUUACAACGGAAGACAAUCUUCCCCAAUAGACACUUCAAAAGGCUUAACCCCCGCAUCGAGCCUUUCUACAAGAACCUGAAGGUCCCAACUGUCGAGAUUCCGUGGCCUAAACCACCAGAGAACCAGCCGCUCAGAGCUAGUGUCAACAGCUUUGGAUUUGGUGGGACAAACGCGCACGUUAUCUUGGAAAGCUACGACAACAGUGUUUCGACGAAUCGAGCUUUCGAUGGCACAACCCCAGUUUUUGUGCCGGUUGUUUUUUCGGCCAAGAGCAUACACUCGUUGUACGGCGGGCUUGAAGACUAUGGCCGGUGGCUAGACUUGCACCCAGAGGCCAACCUGCGUGAUCUGGCAAUUACGGCUUCUAGAAGGUCGCCCUUUGCCUACAGAGCCGCUAUUACGGCUGCGAGUGGUCCUGAAUUCUUAUCCAAAAUAUCGGAAGCAAUUCGAGAGCGACGAGUAGUAGCACCAACGAGCAACACUCUGCAGACAAUCGGCAUCUUCACAGGUCAGGGGGCUCAGUCUUUCGGCAUGAUGGCUGAGGUCCUACGUACCUCCUCGUGGGCACGGAAUCGCGCGCGUCAACUAGAAGGGGCAUUUUUGGGUUCUAUUCCGCCCGAAGACAGGCCACCUCAGUCAUUGGUUGACCAUCUGCUUUUGGGCCGAUCUCAGGACGGCUCAUCAGUGAUGAAAGCUAGCCUUUCUCAGCCCCUGUGUACCAUGGUACAGAUUCUCCUAGUGGACGUGCUACGGACAGCUGGUGUCAAGUUUAGUGCCGUCGUCGGUCACUCUUCUGGAGAAAUCGCUGCCGCAUAUGCUGCGGGUUACCUCACGGCAGAGAGUGCCUUAGGCGUGGCUUACUACCGAGGUUUGCAUACCAAGUUGGCUGGGGGCCAGUCCGGACAAGAGGGGGCCAUGCUGGCAGCUUCCAUGUCUUACGACGAGGCAUGUCAAUUUUGUGCGCGGCCGCAAUUCAAGCAGAGGCUUUGGGUGGCAGCCAGCAACUCCCCAGGCAGCGUAACUCUCUCCGGGGACCAAGAUGUCAUUGUCGAAGCCGAGCAGUCUCUCUUGGUUGAGAACGCCAACCCGAAACGUCUGAUGGUCGACAAGGCGUAUCACUCUCAUCAUAUGAACCUAUGCUCCGUUGCUUACCUAGAAUCGCUCAGAGCACUUCCGGGGUGGACGUCCGAUCCCGAUACGCCGACCCGAUGGUUUUCUAGCGUCUAUGUUCGGGAGGCUAGCGAGAUCCAUCUCACAGCGGAUUAUUGGAAUGAGAACAUGGUCCGGCCAGUCCUUUUCUCCCAAGCUUUGGAGAAGGCAUGCCACCAAAUCGGUCCCUUUGAUCUUGUUGUGGAGGUCGGACCACAUCCAGCACUCCGUGGUCCUGUUUUACAAACUUUGAUGAACUUGGAGCCGCAAAACCAGCCAAGUUAUGCCUUCUUACUCCGGAGAGGAGAAGACAGCGUGCAAACUCUGGCGGCCGGAUUUGGCCAGCUUUGGGAAGCCGGUUUGAACCCCAACCUGGCUGCCGUCGACAAGUUGAUGUCUGGUAUCGCAGGCCAGCCAUUAAGGGGGCUUCCCACAUACCAUUGGCAACACGACAAGGAGUUCUGGCACGAAUCGCGCUUUGCCAAAGCUUUCAGGGGCCGCAAGAAACCAACUCACCCGUUGAUAGGCAACCCGCUUCCCGACAGUUCCUACUUGGACAUGAGAUGGCGCAAUGUGCUUUUGGAGUCGGAGUUGCCCUGGCUUGCCGGGCACAAGAUCCAGGGUCAGACAGUCUUCCCUGCCGCUGGCUACUUAUGCAUGGCCAUCGAAGCGGCGCAGGAACUUGUCCCGGAGAAUCAGAGCAUCCAGAUCAUAGAUGUCACCAACUUGGACAUUGAACAAGCCCUUCUCAUCCCAUCAGACGACCCUGGGGUAGAGGUUGUAUGCACGAUGACAGACGUGCGUCGUGAUGACAAGGCCAGAAUCGCAGCAAACUUCGCCAUAUACUCUAACGUCGGGGACAACUUGUCCCUUAUGGCUAAAGCCGCCGUAGACCUACGCCUUGGGUCAUUACAGAGCGACAUAAUGCCCAACAUGAGCCAGCAAGACAGCGCAGACUGGUUGAUGAGUUCCAUUGACAGCGAAAGCCUAUAUGCGGCAUGGAACAGCCUUGGCUACGGUUACACAGGGCCGUUCCGCGCUAUCCAGCACGCUUCAAGGAAGCUCAGCGCAGCCAGUGGAUCUAUCGGCAUGAUCCCAGGUGGAGGUUCAUUGCUUUUCCAUCCUGCCACAUUGGACGCCGCUAUCCAGACAAUCUUGUUGGCUUACUGCCAUCCAGAGGACGGGAGUCUGUUCGCCAUACAUGUUCCACGAACCAUCGGUAAUGUUCGAAUCAACGCCGGACUGGCAAGAUCAGUCUGCCAGACUCACCAGAACCUUAGGUUUACUGCAGUCGUCCCAGACCGUGAAGGUGACGGUCUCUGUGGGGAUGUCGAACUGUUCACUCCAGAGGGAAAAGGCUUCGUGCAGAUUGAGGCUCUCCAGUGCAUUCCUCUGUCUCCGGCAAGGGAGGAGAGUGAUGCCAAACUCUUCUACGGUACAAAGUGGGCGCCCGCCUUGCCCGACGCUGAGGUUGUUUGCUGGGACGGACGGGCCACAGCGGACGAUUACGAGCUGGCACGGAACCUAGAGCGUCUAUCUUUCUACUACAUGAUGCAGCUUGAGGAAGCUGUCCCGCAGGGCCACCCACAACGUCAGCAUCCCCAUUGGAAGAGAUACUUUGGCUUUCUGAGCCAUGUUCGCGAACUUGUUGAGUCCGAUGUCCAUCCGUAUGUUGAGAAGAAUUGGCUCCAAGACACGCCCGAGGUAGCUGCCGCCAUUACGGCGCGAUAUUCCGACAAUCUGGAUUGCAGAGUUAUUGGAGCCGUGGGAGAGAACGUUGCGGAGGUUAUAUACAGUGGCGGUACGAUGCUGGAGCACCUGCUCCGUGACGGCCUCUUGGAUGAUUACUAUGCCCAUGGGAUGACCAACCAAAGCUACCUCCGCUACAUGGCCCGCAUGGUAGGGCAGCUCACUCACAGAUAUCCUGGAAUGAAAAUUCUCGAAGUCGGAGCGGGCACUGGGAGUGCAACCAAGACAAUCUUUGGCGAGAUUGGCCGCACUUUUGACUCCUAUACAUAUACGGAUGUAUCUAUUGGAUUUUUUGAGAAAGCCCGUGAUGUAUUCGCAACCCAUGAAGAUAAAAUGGUCUUCAUGAGUCUCGAUGCAGAGCGGGAUGUCAUGGAACAGGGGUUCGAGCCGCACUCCUACGACUUGGUCGUCGCCUCCCUGGUGCUUCAUGCAACAUCAAACCUAAAGAACACGCUUUCCAACGUCCGGCGUCUUCUGAGGCCUGGUGGUUACCUCAUCAUGCUUGAGAUUACCGACAACGAUCCCAUUCGACUCGGCUUUGUCUUUGGAACCCUGCCGCAAUGGUGGAUUGGCGACACCGAAGGCCGCAUACUCUCGCCCUGCAUCGAACCCCCAGAAUGGGAUGCUGUUCUCCAGCAGUCCGGUUUCUCAUCCAUUGACUCAAUCACCCCUGAUGUCGACCGUCUUCCGUUUCCUCUUUCAGUCAUUACGGCUCAAGCGGUGGACGACAGAGUGCAGUUGCUACGUAGCCCUCUUCUCAGCAAUAUUGUGUUCUCUCGCCUGCUUAUAAUUGGGGGCGCAACUGCGAAAACCGUCCAGCUUGUGAGCAACUUAUGUGAGCUGCUAAAAAGUCACUACGACAUCGUUUUGAGUAUCCGCACGCCCGGUGACUUUGAUAAGAAAUACUCUGGAUGCACGGUAUUGUCUCUGGCGGAACUUGACAGGCCUGUCUUUGAGAACAUCAACGAUGAGACUCUCGCUGCUCUGAAAAGCUGCAUUUUAAGCUGCCCAAUACUCUUCUGGGUUACACAAGGUGCACGAGACAGGUGCCCUGGCUCCAACAUGUCUGUUGGCUUCUUCCGCACAAUGCUCUGGGAGAUACCCGACCUGAUAUUUAGGUCGAUCGACUUUUCGGAUACAGGUCUGCCGGACGCUCGUGUAAUCUGCUCUUCACUCCUUGAGUUAGAGAUGGCCGUCUCAUGGGAUCUGGCAACGAAGGGAACUGAUAUACUCUGGUCGGCAGAACGGGAGCUCGUCUACAAAGACGGUCGCCUGGAUAUUCCACGGCUGGUGGAGGCACCCGAUCUCAACGACAGAUACAAUGCCAGGCGACGUGUCGUGGUUCGAAAGAAUGGCAAUGGCCCGAUCCGACUCCGCCAUGACGGCUGGCUUGAACAAAAGAUUUCCUUGCUUUCGAACAAUGCAUUGCCCUCAAGACAAGGCAACCGUCCCCAGCUCCAGGUUGAGUACUCGACCUCAUUCUCAGUACCUGUUUUGAACACGGGUAUCAGCAAGUCAUACGUGAUCUUUGGCAGAAUUUCAAACAUUGGCAACAUUGGCCGUUCAGUACUCGUCUUGAGCUCUGAAUGUGCCUCGACGAUGAAGCCGUUACCUUGCUCAAUCUGGGAACUUCCAGACGACUCUGACCCGCCACUUGUUCUAACACGAGUUGCAGCAGCGUUGCAAGCAAUGUAUCUGCUUUCUGACGUUCCCAGAGGCCAGCGCUUACUUGUGCAUAACCCCAGUGCGAGGCUUGCCUUGGCGAUCAAGUACUUGGCCAGGAGUCGAGGCAUCCGAGUCACUCUAACCUCAACAAAUCAGAAUACUGAAUAUGUUGUAUUUCUACAUCCAUUAUUGCCAAAGCGUUUGCUGAGAAGCAAGAUCGAUUGGAACUUCAACUACUUUGCGGACCUUUCUGAUACCACAGAGUCCCCAUCAGACGCAUCACUUCGUCAGCUUUUGCCAGAAUCUACAGUUAUUAUCGAUACGCAGCCCAUAUUUACCACUCAGGGCCUGCGAACUGCCACCCUUUCGGGCUAUGGUAACUCCUCAAUAUCGACCACAACUGCUCCGCUCUCUGCGCAACUCGCUGAAGCAUACAACUUAAGUCGCGGGCUUUCGAUGCAAGCGCUUGAGCUUGUUUCCUUGAGCGAUUCCCCUGGUCAACGGCAGAAUCCAAGUAGGAUUAUCCAAUGGAGUGACAAUAAGAGCGCCUUGGUCCGCGUUCCACCCACGGGACGUCACAUAGCCUUCCUGCCACAUCGCACUUACUGGCUAGUUGGCCUCACUGGAGACUUGGGGCUGUCCAUCAGUGAAUGGCUCGUUCGAAAAGGGGCGCGUUACGUGGCUUUGAGCAGCCGUAACCCCAAGGUGGACUCAGAAUGGCUAGAAAGCCACCGCAAAAACGGAGUCAACAUCACCAUAAUCCCGUGUGACGCGGCAGACAAAGACAGCCUCGAAUCGGCCUAUAAUAAGAUCAAGAAUACUCUCCCACCUCUGGCUGGAGUGGCUCACGGCGCUAUGGUCUUAGAUGACGCACCACUCAGAGACUUGGACGCACAAAAGUUUGCCAAGGUAGCCGGUCCCAAGGUCCUGGGCAGCAAGAACUUGCAGAGGCUUUUCGACGAACAUGGCGAGAGUCUAGACUUUCUCGUCUUCUUCUCGUCUAUUGCAGCAGUCUUCGGUAGUCACGGGCAGUCCAACUACACAGCCGUUAAUUCGUUCAUGCAAAGCUUGGCCCUGCAGCGGAGAAACCGCGGUCAACCUGCUUCUGUUCUCAAUCUUGGCCUCGUCAUUGGCAUAGGGUACGCUUCGAAUAAACUCAGCCGCAGCCAGCGUGAAACUUUACGCAAAAACGGGUUCAGAUGGAUCUCCGAGGACGAUCUUCACGACGCGUUUGCUGAAGCCAUUCUAGCAAGCCCUCCUUCAGAUCAUGACCAUGAGAUCACUAUAGGUGCCGACACUUUCCCAGCUGGGUUGGCUUCGGUGCCGCCGUGGGCAGAGGAUCCGAGAUUGUCACAUAUGUUCAUCCACGGCGCUGAAAAGAAUCAUGUAUCCAAGGGAAUCGGUCUUCAUGCACAGAAGACCCCCCGUGAAAGAUUAGCGUCUGCUACCUCGGCAUUGGAGACCGAACUCAUAAUUAAGGAAUGUUUCCUUACUAAACUCCAGAGUAUUCUGAGGUUGUCACCUGCUCAGAUGGAGAAUGAGCCAGCGCUUCUCAGUUCAGGCACCGAUCAGCUCGGAUUUGACUCACUCAUCGCAGUCGAAGUACGCAGUUGGUUCCUGAAGACAUUUGAUGUCAGCCUAUCGACUCUCCAAAUCAUGAACGGCAUCACUGUUCAGGGCAUUAUAUCCUUGGCCUCGUCCAAGCUUGGCAAACAGUUCAAACCAAGCUUGACCAUUAAGCCAGGAACAGAGUCAGAUAAGACUGAGACUUCUAGCCCCCUCUCCAAAUCAUCCCCGAUGUCGCUAUUCGAGGAUUCUCCAGUCUCAGGAUGUCAAACUUGGUCUUCUACUCCGUCAUCUGAAGUGUCAGUUUCCCAGAUGAUCCCUAUUCCCAAGACCAUGAACUGGGACGGCCCUCGACAAUCUCCUCGCUACGGACCUCACCCUCUUUCCUUUGGCCAGGAGAUGUUCUGGUUUGUACAAAAGUUCACGUCGGAUGCCAGCACUCUCAAUAACACGGUAGUGUACCGUAUGACUGGCGCGCUAGAUGUAGCGAGGCUCGCCGAAGCCGUUCGAGUGGUUGGAGACCGCCACGAGGCGCUAAGAACUGCAGUAUUCGAAUCAGAGGAUGGCAUGGCUGUCCAGGCUGUACUGGACCAUUCCAAAUUGCAUCUAGAGAAACUCUCAGCUUCUCUCAAGGACGUUCCGGUCAUCAUAAAUGAUCUUGCCGGCUAUCAUUAUCAACUCGACAAGGGCCAAAACAUGCGCAUCCUCCUCGUCUCCAGCUCGCCUACGGAGCAUCAUAUCCUCUUCGGUUUCCAUCACAUCAACAUGGAUGGAAUCAGCCUUCAGAUAAUUCAGUCGGAACUGGAAACCGUUUAUAAGGGGGAAGAUUUGCUCGGAUCCCCUUUGCCGUUCACAGACUUCGUCAAACGGCAGCGCGAGAAUGACUGGUCCGAACUGCUGUCAUUUUGGCAAAGCGAGCUUUCUGGUAUCUCCGGGAACCUUCCCAUAUUGCAGCUUCCCGGUGCCUCUAAAGUGCGCCACCUGUUGACCGAGUAUCGAGCUAUUGAGGUUGAGCGCCGAGUCAAUUCUCCUACGAUGGCCAAGGUCCAUGAGAGAUGCCGCGAGCUCCGCGUAACGCAAUUCCAAUUCUACCUCGCCAUUUUCCGGGUCCUACUCACUCGUUUGGCAAAAGUGGAAGACAUCUGCAUCGGCAUUGCUGAUGGAAACAGAUUGAGUGAAGACACUCUCGACGCUGUUGGCAUGUAUCUCAACUUGUUGUCUCUGAGAUUUCAGUCAACACAGAAGAUGACAUUCUCGGAUAUUGCUCAAGAUACGAAACAAAAGGCACAAGCUGCUAUUGCUCAUUCAGCUAUUCCAUUUGGUUUAUUACUGAGCAAACUUGGAGUGGCACGAUCCGCAGAACACAGCCCAGUCUUCCAAGCUUUUGUUGACUAUCGGCAAGGGGCACGAGAGCGACAAUCGUUUGGUAACUGCAACCUCGAGGUCAGCUUCUAUCAAGGGGCCAGAGCCAGCUACGAUAUCAGUCUCGACAUAAUUGACUCAAAAGACGCCCCUACAUUUAUACGGCUGGCUGUGCAGAAUAGCCUGUACUCAAAAGGCGAUGCCGCCUUGCUUAUAGACAGCCUGAUGAGUCUAGUCGAUUACUUUGCAACCUCCACUGAUCAGAAGGACUGCUGUAUUGAAAGCGUUCCAAUUUUCGAUGCCAAGACUAUUACAACGGGCUUGAGCCUUGCAAAGGGGCAAUUCGAGCAGUCAUCGUGGCCUGAAACCCUUGCUCGCCGGGUUGCAGAAGUAUCAAUAACAUAUCCCGAGAAGGCUGCGAUUAAGGAUGGGAGCGGCACCAUCUUGACGUACGCAGAAAUGUCGGACCGAGUAGCGGCCAUCACAAGCGGCAUCUCGAGUUUUCAAGCUCGACCAGGAUCUGUCAUUGGAGUCUUCCAAGAACCAACAGCUGAUUUCGUAUGCUCUUUACUGGCGAUUUGGCAUGCCGGAUGCGUCUAUAUGCCGUUGGAUGCGGCAACCCCAACGCAGCGGCUCCAGCGUCAAGUUCACCACUGCUCGCCGCAGCUUAUUCUCGUGGACAACUCUCUUGAAAGCGCGGCAGCAUCCUUCGGGACUCCGGUUCUCAACGUCUCUUCUUGCGCCGAUGUCCAAAAGCCCUCGGCAAUAGUGUCGGGUGUGUCGGAGACCAAAUCAACAGACCCGGCGGCUGUUUUAUACACGAGUGGGUCUACCGGUGUUCCCAAGGGAAUUGUCCUUUCCCAUCAGAACCUAGUCCACGAGCUUGAGUUUUCUUCUAAAAGCUACGACUUCGAAUUCGAAAACGUCUUGUGCCAGAGUGCGUUGGGGUUCGACAUGUCCUUGACACAGAUCUUUACAGCGCUCGCUUAUGGAGGCUGCCUGCACGUCGUGACAUUGGCCCAGCGCGGCGACGCUGUGUCCAUCACCAAACGCAUCGUCAAUGACAGGAUCACCUUCACCGGCGCGACUCCUUCGGAGUAUCUAUCAUGGUUGACCUACGGCGUUGCAGACUUCGGCCAGUCUCAGUCCAGUUGGCGCCGCGCAGUCUGUGGUGGAGAGCCAAUCACCCCGUCACUGCUCCGCGCGUUCGCCGCUAUCGCGAACCCUCAGCUGAGGCUCUUCAAUGCUUACGGACCAACAGAGACGACAUGCUCGGCAACCAGAAUAGAGGUUCCAUACCGAGAUCUGGCUCAAGGCUCGCCCAAGGUUCCCUUGACAGCUGGCCAUGUGGCCCCGAACUGCUUUGUUUGUAUUGUAGACUCGGAUCUCAGACCCUUGCCUACUGGUAUGCCUGGCGAGGUUCUGAUCGGUGGCGCAAAGGUUGCCAUUGGCUAUCUCGGGAACGCAACCGUCACACAGGAGCGGUUCGUGAGCCAUGAUCACGUCCCAGCCCACUUCGUGGCCGAGGGCUGGACGUCGGUGCACCGCACUGGAGAUGUUGGCUUGUUACUGUCGGAUGGUCAGCUUGUCCUUCAAGGCAGGAUUUCCGGAGACUCUCAGAUCAAGCUGCGAGGUAAUCGUGUCGAUCUUACAGAUGUGGAAGACGCCAUUAUUCGGGCUAGUCCUCAUGUGAAUGAGGCCCUGGUCUGUGUUCAGAAACAGGUCAACUCGGGCGACGAAGGUUCGGACUCUGUGCUACUCGCCGCCUUUGUCGUCCUUGAUGAGAUUCUGUUUCAGAAAGGCGAGGAAGGAGAGGAUGUUCUAGGCGGUAUCUUGAAUAAUGUCGAUUUACCUCGAGCCUUGAAGCCGACUAUCAUCCGUUCGGUUAAAGCGCUUCCGAGAAGCAUCAACGGCAAGGUGGACCGAAAGGCAGCUACUGAGUUGCUCAAAAUGCACUUGGAUACGACGGAUGCAUCCCAUGAUGACGAACCCUUGUCGGCAGUCGAGUUGCAGCUCAAACAAAUAUGGAAGCAGGUUCUGCCGUUCGAUGCCACUCCUGUGGUUCAUAGGUCAUUGGACUUUUUCCACGCAGGCGGCAACUCUCUACUUCUGGUUGCACUGCAGAGGAAGAUCCGAGAUGUGUUCAGUGUAGAAAUCCCUCUUGUCUCCCUGUUUGACUCGAGCACUCUGUCCAACAUGGCCUCGAUCAUCGAGCAAAAGUCCAUUGAGGGGACGAACAUCGACUGGGAGAUCGAGACUGACCCUGAGAAUUACGUCUCGACCGGUUCCCUCCCAUCAUUGGAAGCACACACUCUCUCCACGAGCGAUUCUGCCGUCGUUGUUCUUACUGGGGCGACAGGGCUCUUAGGCAAGGCUCUUCUUCGUGUUCUGAUCAACGACAAGAGGAUCUCGGCUAUUCACUGCAUUGCUGUGCGCAGACCGGCCUGCCUCGAACCGUUCAGAGCGUCCGAGAAGGUUCAAAUUCAUAAAGGAGAUCUUACAUUGCCUCGACUUGGCCUGUCCACUGAGAUGGCACAGUUGAUAUUCUCAGUUGCGGACGUCGUUAUUCAUAACGGAGCCGACGUAUCCCACAUGAAGUCAUACCAAACUAUCAAGAGCGCCAACUUCGGCUCGACUCAAGAACUUGUUAAAAUUACACUUGAGCAAAAACGACUGAUCCCAUUCCACUUUGUGUCCACUGCUGGUGUUUCACUCUACUCAGGUCUGGAAACAUUUGCUGAGGUAUCUGCCGCACCAUAUCCGCCCCCAACAGACAACUCGGAUGGCUAUACGGCGUCGAAAUGGGCCAGCGAGAGGUUCUUGGAGAGGAUUCACAGUCUCACUGGUCUUCCGGUGUGGGUGCACCGGCCGUCAAACAUUCAUCGCGUCGAAGACCCCCAGUUCGACCUCUUCCAGAAUCUUCUUCGAUACUCUCGCCUGCUACAGGCAGUUCCCGUGUUCCCCAGCUUACAAGGCCAUUUGAAUCUCGUGGAGGCAGCAGAGGUUGCUCAGAGUCUUUUCGAUGAUGUUUUUACCAGUCGCAACUCAGAAGUCAACUACCGGCAUCGGAUCGGAAAGAUCAAUCUGUCGAUGGAUGAGCUGGGGGAUUUUGUCCGCACUGAGCCCACAUCGUCGGUGGAAAUCCUUGACGUAGGAACUUGGACGGCUAAGGCGGAAACGCAGGGUUUGCCGGAGGUUGUGAGCGAAUGGUUCAAGAAGGUAGCACUUGGAAUUCCUAUAAAGUAUCCCUUGCUUGUAACCGAUAGGCGUUAG
This is a messenger RNA of Colletotrichum graminicola M1.001, 11892 nucleotides long. Its product is annotated as AMP-binding enzyme. The transcript is spliced from 5 exons. Bases 1 to 11892 code for a protein of 3963 amino acids. Gene Ontology annotation, molecular function: phosphopantetheine binding; 3-oxoacyl-[acyl-carrier-protein] synthase activity; fatty acid synthase activity. The record is from RefSeq and is a predicted model, not a curated record. Gene Ontology annotation, biological process: secondary metabolite biosynthetic process; fatty acid biosynthetic process. Lineage: Eukaryota; Fungi; Ascomycota; Sordariomycetes; Glomerellales; Glomerellaceae.